Messenger RNA from Fusarium redolens, 1053 nucleotides. RefSeq lists its product as uncharacterized. The record is from RefSeq and is a predicted model, not a curated record. The coding region runs from base 1 to 1053 and encodes 350 amino acids. The transcript has a single exon. Gene Ontology annotation, molecular function: oxidoreductase activity, acting on NAD(P)H. Lineage: Eukaryota; Fungi; Ascomycota; Sordariomycetes; Hypocreales; Nectriaceae.
AUGAACAAAUGUAUCUUCGUCGACGAUUCUUGCAAUCUGUCUAUCCGCGACAUACCAGAAACGUACCAUCCCAAGGACGGCCAAGCCCUGGUUAAGGUUGAAUACUCUGGUAUCAACCCAGCUGAUCUGAACCAUCCAAAGGAUCUUGGUAUGAAGAACAACGUUUGCGGCUAUGAAAUCUGCGGCACCGUCAUAGAAGCAGGAAGGCAUAGUCGCUACACAGUAGGAGACGUCGUCUUUGGAUCUAACCAUCCCGGACGCUCGAAACCAGGAUAUCAUGGGGGACAUCAAGAUUUCGCUAUUUUGGAGUCAAACCUGAUGUCAGCCAUGUUACCCGCCCAGGUCCCUCGUGCAGACGCCGCCGCUCUCAGUAUAAUGGUCCGUUCAGCUGCCGAUGCAUUGCUUAAUCAUUUCGAGAUCCCGUUUCCUGCCAUAGGCGUCUUGGGGCCACCUCCAGAGGGUGCACUUCUCGUUUGGGGCGGCGCGAGUAGCGUCGGUAGUGCAGCGAUACAACUCGCAAAGGCUAUGAGAGUGAAAUGGAUAUUCACUACUGCUUCGCCUGCCAACCAUGAGGCACUCCUUGAGCUCGGCGCCACAAAAUGCUUCGACUAUCGAGACCCCAAUGUCGUUGAUGCUGUUCGAGCUGAAACUGAGAAGGAGGGAGUCACCAUCAAAUAUGUCCUAGACACUGUCUGCAAGAAAGGCAGUCCUGGAACCAUUGAACAGUGCGAGUCGAUCGCUACAGCACCAGACGUCACACUCGUCAGCUGCCUGCCCCAGAUCAGUAACCCACCACGCUGGAGAAUGGUUUUUGCUUCAAGGGAAAUUGACAAUCCUAUCCCGUUCGAGUUUCCUGGUGGGAAUAAAGCAAACAUGAUAUGGGAAGCACGACUAGAGAGGGCGGUUAUUUGGGCUGCGACAAACUAUGGGGAGCAGUUCCGAAUUCCAAAUGUUCAGAUUGUGGAGGGGGCAGAGAAGGGGAUUCAGGCUAUCAAGGAUGUGAACGAUGGCAAGGUCAGCUUGACCAAGAUUGUCAUCAAGCACCCUCUUUAG